AUGAACACCUUGACGCAGAAUAUCAGUCCGAAUCAGUCCAACCUAUUGCGGCUGCAGGAAAGCACAACCGCAUCGUCCUUAGUCCUAGACUCACCGACUUCGUCGAAAUCGUCCCCCACGACAGUUGUACUAGCAGCCAGCGGGGGUGACAAUCGAACAAACGGCAGCACGCUGGUAGUCGGUAACAACAGUGCCGACGAGGCCCAGGCAAAUGACUUUCUAUCCACCUCACUGUCCUCACCGGCAUCGGCGGCCUAUCUCCUGCAGCAUCACCAUCACCACCUUCAUCAUCAUCAUCACGGUCAACAUCAGCAACAGCUAAUACAACAACAUCAGCAGCAGCAGCAGCAGCAGCAGCAGCAACUGCAACAGCAGGACCAUGUCCACAGUCAUCUCACUAUCAAGGGCCAUCACCAUCAUCACCAUGGGAACGGAAAUACCAACGGCAGCACUGCCACCGGCACCAGUACUACCAGCAGCAGUAGUAAACGAAGCAUAGCUUCUCCGCCUCCAUCGGCGUCCGGAACCAGCGCCACCACGUCAUCCUCGUCCUCUACGGCAUCGGCGUCGGUCACCACGCUGUCCCAUGUGAACCCUUUUCACCACAGCGCAUCGUCAGCGCUGCACAAUGAUUACUAUUCCGAGUACCGUCUGGGGACCGAAUAUCGAUUAAACUCGCACCAUCAUCAUCCGCACCCGCGGGAUCUCUGGACGGCGGCUGCGGCCGUUGCCACUCAUGAUGGCAUUCUGGACGAGAGCUGUGAUAGCUAUGGCUUAAGGCAUUCCGGUAAAACCCUCAGAAACGAACGCUCGGCAUUCUUCGAUUUCGCGACAACCCCUUCGACGCACCCGGUAGCGGCCGCCGCCUACUGCUAUCGGCUGUCAACUCCACCCCAGCUAGUGAAACGCGAACCAAGCGACGUAACAGCAUGGCACACCUACUCAGAGCGCAUGUUCACCGACCCAUUGUACACCUCUCUGAAACUCCAAAGCCAGCAGUCCUCAUCGCCUCAGUUAGCGCAGCACUCAAUCUUCCCGGAUUCCACGUCCCAUCUGUCUUCGACCCUGGAUCACGCGCCUUGUCUCCCUGCUGCUCACUCUGCCGACACCGCUGAAAGCUUCCUACACCAGGGAUACGCUUACCGACAACCGUCCGAUAUUGUUACCUCAUCCGAGCCGGACUACUGCUCCACGGCCGGUGGAUCCUCUGCCCUAACGAGUAUAACCACGACAAACCCAUCCCCGUUGAACUCCCUACCCGGACCUAACGGACCGCUUCACCAACGUCGAGGGUCUCUUCAGCUGUGGCAGUUUCUCGUGGCCCUCCUGGAUGAACCUGCGUCCAGUGCCGGUUGCAUUGCCUGGACCGGACGUGGAAUGGAAUUCAAACUAGUCGAACCAGAAGAGGUUGCCCGCCGAUGGGGUAUCCAGAAGAACCGUCCCGCCAUGAACUACGACAAGCUAUCCCGAAGUCUACGAUAUUACUACGAAAAAGGAAUCAUGCAGAAGGUCGCCGGUGAGCGGUACGUCUACAAAUUUGUCUGCGACCCGGAAGCUCUCUUCAACAUGGCGUACGGAACGACCACUGCCAGUGGAACAGGCUGCGGGUCAACACUGGACGGGUCGCUACAUUCACACCACCACCAUCACCAUCAUCAACAACAGCAAGGAAGUUCCUCGUCGCCAAAUUGCCAGGGUGGACAAUCCGCACUUGGAGACGGAGGUGAUGAAGCGGAACGUGGCUCAUACUUUACAACCGGCUCAUCAACGUACAAUCACGGAAACUGA
Messenger RNA from Ochlerotatus camptorhynchus, 1788 nucleotides. Its product is annotated as ETV5-related protein Ets96B-like. Gene Ontology annotation, cellular component: nucleus. Gene Ontology annotation, molecular function: DNA-binding transcription factor activity, RNA polymerase II-specific; sequence-specific DNA binding. The coding region runs from base 1 to 1788 and encodes 595 amino acids. NCBI's taxonomy places the organism in Eukaryota, Metazoa, Arthropoda, Insecta, Diptera, Culicidae. Gene Ontology annotation, biological process: cell differentiation; regulation of transcription by RNA polymerase II. The transcript is spliced from 5 exons. The record is from RefSeq and is a predicted model, not a curated record.